CGACGUUUGAUUUCGUAAAUACUUUUCAUGCCUUAUUUCGUCAAGUUAUCGUGUUGGAUUUCGGUAACUUUUACCUCCAGGUUCGAGUGAAAAAAUAAAGCAGUAAAAGUGAAUCAUUAUAUGCUUAAAUAUUAGAAGUUUAAAGACCAUACAUUUGUUCCAGUUUGAAGUUUUAACCAACCUACCCAGCUAGCUGAGAAGAAGCCAACAAUGUAUGGGGUAACGCACUUAAUCCCGGCAAGAUUCUUGUGUCUUAUUGCACAUUUAGUGGUCGCCGUAACCAUUCUCUGGGCUAGAGAUGCUAAUGUGAAAGCUUCUUUGCCGUUAGUGUAUACCCAAGAAGACUAUUAUAACAUCGACACGGGGUUGAUAGUGGGCUUGAUAUUGACGCUUGUGUUUCUGGCUCUGGAGCUGGUUGGAUUCGUCUCUGGCGUCACAAUGUUUGUCAAUUUGGAGUCUCUUUUUUCUAUUGUAGCCCAUGCUUCGGCGUGCAUAGCCCUUUCCUACUUUCUCUUUGAGGAGUGGCCAAUUAACAUGUUCUGGCCAGUCUUUGCUUUCUGCAGUGCCCUUCCAGCUGUAGUCGACACAGUCCUUAUGAUCAAAAAGGUUUUCCUCACCAAAUCGAGCUGAUCAUUGCCUCCGUGAAGUGUCAGGCCUGGCCUUCACUUAUUUGACUUGAAUCAACUGUUACAUUAUUAUCUUUUGAGCCAAAUAGAGUUAAGAUUGGCCGAGUGGUCAAGCUGUGGUGUUUCGGACCAGCAGAGUGUGGGUUCGAGUUCCGGCCUUGACACUUGUGUCCUCAAGCA
Asterias rubens (European starfish) is the source of this 806-nucleotide messenger RNA. Its product is annotated as transmembrane protein 107-like. NCBI's taxonomy places the organism in Eukaryota, Metazoa, Echinodermata, Asteroidea, Forcipulatida, Asteriidae. The record is from RefSeq and is a predicted model, not a curated record. The coding region runs from base 211 to 630 and encodes 139 amino acids. Gene Ontology annotation, cellular component: MKS complex. The transcript is spliced from 6 exons. Gene Ontology annotation, biological process: non-motile cilium assembly; protein localization to ciliary transition zone.